Molecule: messenger RNA, 2252 nt
Organism: Ictidomys tridecemlineatus (thirteen-lined ground squirrel)
Lineage: Eukaryota; Metazoa; Chordata; Mammalia; Rodentia; Sciuridae
Source: RefSeq, a predicted model, not a curated record
CGGCCACUCUGUUGCCAGUCUCCCUGAGCCCCUUCGCUGGGACCGCGGGGUCCCGCCUCCCACCGGUGUGGGCCGAGUGCGGCGCGUGGCGCUGGGCGGGCUCCCGCUUCUUAGCCCUGGGGCCUCGCGGGGCCCGCGAGUGCCCAUAAGGAGCACCAGGCAAUAAUGAAGGUUCUUUUACUGAAAGAUGCAAAGGAAGAUGAUUGUGGCCAGGAUCCAUACAUCAGGGAAUUAGCAUUGUAUGGACUUGAAGCCACAUUGAUCCCUGUUUUAUCCUUUGAGUUUUUAUCUCUUCCAAGUUUUUCUGAGAAGCUGUCUCAUCCAGAAUGUUACGGGGGACUCAUUUUUACCAGCCCCAGAGCAGUGGAAGCAAUGGAAUUAUGUUUGAAGAAAGACAAUAAAACUGAAGUCUGGGAAAAGUCUCUGAAAGAAACAUGGAAUGCCAAGUCAGUGUAUGUGGUUGGAAAUGCUACCGCUUCUCUGGUCAGUAAAAUUGGCCUGGAUGUAGAAGGAGAAAACUGUGGAAAUGCAGAAAAGCUGGCUGAAUAUAUUUGUUCCAGUCCUCUAUUCUAAUGGAAAAGCAAUUAUCACAAGUUAAAUGGUAAAGUCUGGAGGACAGUUAUAACUUGAAAAAGAAAGAAGAGGGAGAGUCAAAAGCAUUACAGUCAGGUACGAUGGCACACACCUGUAAUCCUAGCAGCUUGAGAGCCUGAGUCAGGAGGAUCAACAAGUUCAAAGCCAGCCUCAGAACUUAGUGAAGCCCUAAGCAACUUAGUGAGACUCUGUCUCAAAAUAAAAAGGGCUGGAAAUGUGGCUCAGUGGUUACUCACCCCUGGGUUCAAUCCCGGUGCACUGCAGUUCAUGUGGAAUGUCCUCCUGGACUUGUAAAGACCUUGUAGCCAGGCAGGCUUGCUGGGCUCUUCUUCCAUGCCCUCAACUGAUCUCUGUAUCCCAAUUAUCUGUGAUCCAGGGCCCAGUGAUUGCACUCUCUUGGAGACCUGGAGAUGAUCUUAGUUUUACAGACAGGCACAUUUUCUCCAGUGAGAUGACAUUAUUAAAAAAAACCAUCACCUUUUGUUUGCUACCUUCAGCUUCAUAACACUCUCCUAAGUUUGCAGCAUUGUUGCCCUUCAGCCCUGAUAACCCAGAAUGCCAGGCCUCCUUCCUGUGAGAGGAAGGGAGGGCAGACUUUGGACUGUAUCAGUCACCAUUCUGUGCUGGCAUUCGCUAUUGUGUUGGUCUCUUCAGAUUGGAAACCAGCAGUUUACUAUUGCAUUGCCCUGUUUAGGUUGAAGGCAAGUCCACAGGCCUUAAGCUUUUCCCAAAAAAGAAUGGAUGGUCUUUGACUCCUCAAGGGAAACUAGCUCAGGAGAUUUAACUGCAGCAGAUGGCCCCUCCACAACAAAGAGUUUCCCCAGGACGUACUCAGGUCUUUCUAUCAUGUCAGUAGGGCCAGGCCUUUACAGUGAAGCCAGCUGAGCUGAUUGGACCUGUGGGAGCCCUGAGUGCCUGCAAGCCAGACUCUGGGCCAGACACCUCUAGUGAUGUGAGAGAGAUAAGCACUCACCUCAGGAAUCCCUGCAGCCCAGCCUCCUGAGUGCCAUGGAGGGACUUCCAGCCAUCUAGGAAUCAGAGGAUAAGAAUGAGCAACUCAGUGCUCCAGUGGGCCCUUGGAGGAAAUAUGGCAGUGGGGAGAUUCUUGAAUCUUCUGAAGGUCCCUUGCAUGCCUUUGGGGCUAGGCUUGCUGGAAAGUUAGACUUCGUGUUUUGCUGCUGGAUUCCCACUGCUGCCCCAUGGAGAGCCGUAACCCCCAGCAUCCUGCACCCGCUGUCCCACCACACAUAGACAGGGAGGAAUGCCUGGGCCCAGGUUAAGAAAACAGCUCCUGAACAUGGCAUCUAUGUGUGGGAAACAUUUCUUCACACUGGAAAAGAGAACUCAGCAGGCAUCUGUGGUCAAUACUUAACAAUUUCCUGAUUCUUUUAUGUUGGAACUGAUAUUUACAGAGUAUUAUAGAUGAAGAAAACAUCCAGCAGUAGGAAGCUGUUAUACAUACUGACUUAGAGUAACAUACAUGUUCUAGUUGCUUAGCUGCUGCUUCAUGGAGAUGCUGCUGGGUGGGGAGAACUUAUUUUGCUCUACUCACCAAAAAACAUGUGUUCAGGGAGACCCUAAGGAUAUAGAAAAAAUAUGUAAUGUCUGUGCAUGACCAACACCCAUUAAAAUUUCUUGCAUCUGGUAGACAGAUGUGG